AUGGGUAUAUUUGAUAAUCAGAAUAAAUUUGAACCCACUAUAAGUAAUACACUUAGAUCUUUAACAAAUGGUAAUACUCAAACUUUUGAUGAACAAGUAGUUGCUCGUAAUAAAGAAAUUAUGAAAAAAAGAAAUGAAAAGAAAAAAGAAAAAGAUAGAAUUAUUGAAAAAGGUCAAUUAACUUGGAGUUAUUUUAGUGACAGUAAACAAAAUAAAGAAAAAGAAAAAGAGAAUAGACAAAUUUUUAAUAAAUUUAAAGAGAUUGUUUUAGAGAUGAUUGGUGAUGAUGAAAUACCAUCAGAUGAGAUUGCAUCAGCAGUUUAUGAAACAUUUAUGAUUGUUGCAAAUCCACAUAAAGAUAAAGCAUCAAAAUGUGAAUCAUUACGUCAAAUUUUUCAUUCAUUUUUCAAAGUAGCAAUGUAUAAUAAAUUAAGUGAACAAGUUGGCCUUUUAUUACAAAUUAAGAAUCCAUUUGAAUCAGAUUCAAAAGCAUCCAAUGAAUCAGUACAAACCAUUGAUUCUUUCGAAUCAAUGGAAUGGCAAUUACCAUCGAAAUAUCAAUUACAAUUUGAAGAUAAUGAUGAAAUGUCAAUUUUCGAUGAAAUCAAUCAUUUCAUCAAUACAAAAAUUAAUAAUAAUCUUGAUGAACAAAAAGAAAAGGAAAAAGAAAAACUUAUAAAUACACCUCUAAGUGAUAUGGUUUUAAUUCAUCAACCUGGUCAAAUUAAAAAAUCAAAAAAAUUAAAGAAAUUAGCAGCAGCUGGUGGUUCAAAUAAUUUAGAAUCAAAUAAUGUAGUUGAUAGCACUUAUACAAUUGAAUGGUUAAGAGAGGAAUGUAGUGUAAUUUCAAUUGGUUUAGGUAUACCAUCAGAAGAGAUUUAUAAUACAAUAAUGUCAUUUUUAAAAAAUAAAAAAGAAACAAUUGAAGAGGAUAUGAUUGGAUUAUUAGGUUUCGAUCAUUUAGAAUUAAUUGCAGAUAUCAUAAAGUAUCGUGAUAGUAUUUUGGGUUCUGUUGUAUCUGGUUAUAGAGCAUCGAAUCAUUCUGGUCCUUUAAAUCAUUUUUCAAUUCAAACAAAAGAUGAAAAAGAUUUUGAUAAGCAAUUAAAAAAAGAUGAUAAAAAGAGAUAUAAAAAUGAUCAACAACAACAACAGCAACAACAAUAUCAAGAAGAACAAAUUAAAUUUAUUGAUCAUAGUCAACAAUCAUUUGAACAACCAACUAUUUAUAAUCAAAAAGAGUUUACAGGUGGUGAUGUUUGUAUAGAUUUACCAUACGGUGGUAAGAUUGCAUUGCCAAAGGGUACAGUUAGAACAGAGAAAACCACACAUACUGAAGUUAUGGUACCAUAUUCAUUGGCUAAACCAUUUGCAGAUAAUGAAAAAUUAAUAGAGAUUGGAGAAUCAAUUGCAGAGAUUAGUAGAGCAGCAUUUGGUAGUAUAAAGAAAUUAAAUCGUAUUCAAAGUCGUGUAUUUGAAUCUGCAUACAAGAGUAAUGAAAAUAUUUUAAUUUCAGCUCCAACUGGUGCUGGUAAAACCAAUAUUGCUUUAUUGACAAUUUUACACGAGAUUGAAAGCAAUAUCAAUCCAUAUGGUUAUUUGGAUAAAGAUAAUUUCAAGAUCAUUUAUAUUGCACCAUUGAAAGCUUUAGCAAGUGAAAUGGUUGAGAAAUUUUCAAAUUCAUUGAAAUAUUUAGGUAUCGUAUCAAAAGAGUUAACUGGUGAUAUGCAAUUGACUCAAAAGGAACUUAAAGAGACUCAAAUCAUCGUUACAACACCAGAGAAAUGGGAUGUUAUCACAAGAAAAAGUAGUGAUGUUGCAUUGACAAAAUUGGUUAGAUUAAUCAUUAUCGAUGAAAUUCAUUUACUUCAUGAAGAGAGAGGUCCAGUAUUGGAGUGUAUUGUAGCAAGAACACUUCGUCAAGUUGAAACCACUCAAGAGAUGAUUCGUAUCGUUGGUUUGUCAGCAACAUUACCAAACUAUAAAGAUGUUGCAAGAUUUAUUAGAGCACCAGCUUCAGGUACUCACUUUUUCGAUUCAUCUUAUCGUCCAGUACCUUUAACUCAAAAUUUCAUUGGUGUUAAAGAUAAUCAAGGUAUAAUGGUUAUGAAAAAUAAUAUGAAUCAAUUAUGUUAUGAAAGAUUGGAGAAAUCAUUAAAGGAAGGUCAUCAAGUUAUGAUCUUUGUUCAUUCUAGAAAGGAUACUGUAAAGAGUGCAGAGAUUUUAAGUGAUAUGGCAAAAGAAAAGCAUUUCCGUUUCUCUAAUGAGGAACCAUCAUUUGGUGCAAAGAAAGAAUUUGAAAAAGUAAAGAGUAAAGAGAUUAGAUCAUUAUUUCAACAUGGUAUUUCCGUACAUCACGCUGGUCUCCUAAGAUCUGAUAGAAAUGUGGUUGAGAAAUACUUUGCCAAUGGUACCAUUAAGGUUUUAGUUUGUACAGCAACCUUGGCUUGGGGUGUAAAUUUACCUGCUCAUACUGUAAUCAUUAAAGGUACUCAAGUUUACAAUGCAAAGAAUGGUGGUUUUAUGGAUCUUGGAAUUUCAGAUGUUAUGCAAAUCUUUGGUCGUGCUGGUCGUCCACAAUUCGAUACAAGUGGUGAAGGUUUCCUUUUAACUUCAAAGGAUAAAUUGGAUCAUUAUCUUUCAUUAAUGUCAAGUUCUAUGCCAAUUGAAAGUAAAUUCAUUACAAAUCUUGAGGAUCAUUUAAAUGCAGAGAUUGUUUUAGGAACAGUAUCAAAUGUUAAUGAAGCUGUCAAUUGGUUAAGUUAUACCUAUUUAUUCAUUAGAAUGCUUCAAAAUCCAUUGGUGUAUGGUAUACCAAGUUCUCAACGUUCAAAAGAUCCACAACUUGAAGAGUUUAAACGUGAAAUUAUCAUUAGAGCAGCAAAGAAAUUGGAACAAUGUAAAAUGACUCGUUUCGAUGAACAAUCUGAAAAUUUAGGUAUGACAGAAUUGGGUAGAAUCGCCUCACAUUAUUAUAUUAAACAUCCAUCGAUUGAAACUUUCAAUGAAAUGUUGAAUGAUCAAUUGGGUCAAGAUCAAGUUUUAAAUAUUUUAUCAAAUUCAUCCGAGUUUGAAAAUAUUACCUUACGUGAAGAGGAAUCAACUGAAUUGGAUAAAUUAGCCGAGAACCAAUGUUAUUAUGAAUUGACAGUUUUGGAUAGUCAUUCCAAAGUGAAAUGUUUACUUCAAGCUUUCUUUUCACGUGCAAAUAUUGAUGGCUUUAGUUUAGUUAGUGAUUCAAAUUAUACCGUUCAAAAUAGUUCUAGAAUUUUAAGAGGUCUUUUUGAAAUCUCUUUAAAGAAAGGUUGGUGCACAGUUAGUAAGACCAUUUUAGAUCUUUGCAAGAUGGUUGAUCAUCAACUUUGGCAUUUCGAAUCACCAUUACGUCAAGCAAAAGUAUUAUCACUUGAUACCAUUAGAAAGAUUGAAGAAAGAGAUUGGACACCUGAAAGAAUUUGUGAUAUGGAGAUUGGGGAGUUGUCAUUUGUUUUGGGUAAUCAAUUGAUUGCAAAAACCACUAGAAAGAUUGCACAACAAUUCCCACAAUUGGAUUUUGAAAUUCAAGUUCAACCAAUCACUGCAAAUAUCAUUCGUAUCAAUAUGACAUUGAUACCAAUGUUUAGUUGGAAUGACAAGAUGCAUGGUGAUAGUCAACCAUUUUGGAUUUGGGUACAAGAUAAUGAAAGUCAAUACAUUUUCCAUAGUGAAUAUUUCAUGUUAACUAAAAAGAUCUAUAAUCAAACUGAACCAAUCACUUUGACUUGUAUCAUACCAUUACCAAAUCCAAUGCCAUCACAAUUCUUUUUACAUUAUAUUUCCGAUCGUUGGUUAGGUUCCGAAGGUAUUAGAGAGAUUUCAUUCAGACAUUUAGUUUUACCACAACAAGAUCGUGUCGUAAAUACAGAGUUAUUAGAUUUACAACCAUUACCAAAGGAAGCAUUGAAAAAUAAAGAUUUUGAAUCAUUAUUCAAAUUCUCUCAUUUCAAUCCAAUUCAAACUCAAGUUUUUCAUACUCUUUAUUAUACAAAUAAUAAUGUUUUAUUAGGUUCACCAACUGGUUCAGGUAAAACCAUUUGUGCAGAAUUAGCAAUGUUUAAAGUAUUUAGAGAUGAACCUCAUAUGAAAGUGGUUUAUAUUGCACCAUUGAAGGCAUUGGUACGUGAAAGAAUGAAUGAUUGGAAGGUUAAAUUUCAAGAGAAACUUGGUAAGAAAUUGGUAGAGUUAACUGGUGAUUACACUCCAAAUAUGAUUGCAUUACAAAAUGCUGAUAUCGUUACAACAACACCAGAGAAAUGGGAUGGUAUUAGUAGAAAUUGGAAGAAUCGUUCCUAUGUAACCUCUGUAUCAUUGUUAAUCAUUGAUGAAAUUCAUUUAAUUGGUGAGUUACGUGGUCCAAUUUUAGAGGUAAUUGUAAGUCGUAUGAAAUUAAUUUCUAAACAAACCGGUGUUAAUAUUCGUGUAGUAGGUUUAUCAACUGCCAUGGCAAAUGCAAUUGAUCUUUCAGAGUGGAUGGGUAUUGAUAGAGUUGGUCUUUUCAAUUUUAGACCAUCUUGUCGUCCAGUACCAAUUGAAGUUCAUAUUCAAGGUUUCCAAGGUAAAAACUAUUGUCCACGUAUGCAAACUAUGAAUAAACCUUCAUUUGCCGCUAUCGCAACCUAUUCACCAAAGAAACCAGUUUUAAUUUUCGUAAGCAGUCGUCGUCAAACUCGUUUAACCGCAUUGGAUUUAAUCUCUUAUUUGGUGGUUGAUAAUGAUCCAUUACAAUGGAUUCAAAAGGGUUUUGAUAUUGAACCAACAUUGGCACGUGUUAAAGAUCAACAUCUUAGACAUACACUUUCAUUUGGUAUAGGUAUGCAUCAUGCUGGUUUAAAUGAUGGUGAUCGUACAAUCGUUGAAUCACUCUUUGGUGAGAAUAAAAUUCAAAUUCUAAUCUCUACAAGUACUUUGGCUUGGGGUGUCAAUUUACCCGCCCAUUUAGUUAUCAUUAAAGGUACCGAAUAUUUCGAUGGUAAAACCAAACGUUAUGUCGAUUUCCCAUUGACUGAUGUACUUCAAAUGAUUGGUCGUGCAGGUCGUCCACAAUUCGAUAAAGAAGGUAAAGCAAUGGUAAUGGUUCAUGAACCAAAGAAACAAUUCUAUAAGAAAUUCCUUUACGAUCCAUUCCCAGUUGAAAGCCAUCUCAAAGACUUUUUACAUGACCAUUUGAAUGCCGAGAUCGUUUCAGGUACAAUUCAAUCAAAACAAGGUGCAAUCAAUUAUUUGGUCAAUACUUUCUUUUUCCGUCGUUUGGUUGUAUCACCAUCUUAUUAUGGUCUCGAGGAUAAUAGUGUCGAAGCUGUAAAUCAAUAUCUCUCUGAUCUCUUGGAUUCAACAUUGGCCGAUCUCGAACAAUCAAGUUGUAUUGAAAUCAAUGAAUACGAUGAAAUCAUACCAAUGUCAAUGGGUAAAAUCGCUUCUUUCUACUAUUUGAAUUAUAAAACCGUUCAAAACUUCUCUGAUAAUAUUAAACGUGAUAGUGAUAUUAAAACCCUCCUAAGAGUAUUAUCAGAUGCUGCCGAAUAUAGUGAAUUCCCAGUAAGACACAAUGAAGAGAUUCUAAAUCAAGAGUUGAAUGAAAAUCUUCCAAUUAAAAUUGGAAACUAUGAAGAUUCUCAUACCAAAGUUCAUUUGCUAUUACAAGCUCAUUUCCAAAGAUGUCCAUUACCAAUCACAGAUUUUACCACCGAUACAAAGUCUGCUUUGGAUCAAGGUAUUCGUAUUCUUCAAGCUAUGAUUGAUGUCUCCUUUGAAUAUGGUUAUUUCGCUACUGCCAUCCAAGUAAUUAGAUUAUUACAAAUGUUGGUUCAAGGUCGUUGGGAUUAUGAUUCUUCAUUAAUGACUUUACCUCAUAUCAACAAAGAUUUUGCUGAUUUCCUCUCUUCAAAUUUAAUCUUAUCAAAUGGUGAACAAAUCUCAAAUCUUUCUGAUAUGUUAAAAAUUCCAAGAGAUAAAAUUCAUUUAUCUUUAACUAAUAUUGGUCUUUCAGAUUCUCAAAUUAAAGAAACUUUAAAUGUUAUUGAUCAUUUACCAAAAGUUAAAAUUGAAUAUUUUAUUAAUACAAAUAAUAAUAGUAAUAAUAAUGAUGAUAAUAAUAAUGAAAAUAAUAAUAAUAAUAACAAAAAGAAUAAUAAUAAUAAUAAUAAUAAUAAUAAAUCAAUAGUUUAUUCAGGUCAAGAAUUUAAUAUUAAAAUUAAAGUUACAAGAGAGAAUAAGAAAUUCUCAAAUGGUCAUGCAUUUGCACCACUUUAUAGUAAAGAUAAAGAUGAAGGUUGGAUUAUGGUUUUAACAGAUGAAAAAGAACAAAUGAUUGGAUUUAAGAGAGUACCACAAAUGAUUUCAAAUUCAGUUACUGCAAACUUUAAAAUUCCAAAAGCUCCAUUCCAAUCCUCUACAAACUAUAAUGUUAAAUUAUAUUCAGAUACCUAUAUGGGUUUAGAUUAUUUCCAUACUUUCCAAGUUCCAAUUGUAAACAAAAAACAAAUUAGAAAUGAUGAUCAAGAUGGUGAUACAAUUAUCCUUUUAGAAGCUGCUACUGGUGAUAUGAAAAAAUAA
Molecule: messenger RNA, 6588 nt
Organism: Dictyostelium discoideum AX4
Lineage: Eukaryota; Evosea; Eumycetozoa; Dictyosteliales; Dictyosteliaceae
Gene: ascc3
Product: DEAD/DEAH box helicase
Exons: 2
Coding region: 1-6588 (2195 amino acids)
Cellular component (GO): nucleus; cytosol; protein-containing complex
Molecular function (GO): ATP hydrolysis activity; 3'-5' DNA helicase activity; nucleic acid binding
Source: RefSeq, a predicted model, not a curated record